Spathaspora passalidarum NRRL Y-27907 is the source of this 1376-nucleotide messenger RNA. RefSeq lists its product as uncharacterized. The transcript has 2 exons. Gene Ontology annotation, molecular function: catalytic activity. Bases 43 to 438 code for a protein of 131 amino acids. The record is from RefSeq and is a predicted model, not a curated record. NCBI's taxonomy places the organism in Eukaryota, Fungi, Ascomycota, Pichiomycetes, Serinales, Debaryomycetaceae. Gene Ontology annotation, biological process: DNA repair.
UUUGUGCGUUUCAUAUUUGUAAUCAGUAGCAAAACAUUGGCAAUGAAAUUGACUGAUGAAAGUAAACUGUUUCAUUACGGUGUUUACGCAAUUGUUGCCCAAAUACCGUACGGCAAAGUGACAAGCUAUGGACAUAUUGCCUAUCUUCUUAAUAAACCCCAGAAUUCAAGACAAGUGGGUUCGUCUUUGAAGCACCUUUCUGGAAUUAUAAACAUCUUGAAUGCUGAUUUGGAUACAGAAUCAGAAAUAUACAUCGAUAUAAACACGUUGCCCUGGUGGCGUGUGCUUCUGAGUUCUGGCAAGAUCUCUCCUCGAGAAAAUUCAAAUGGACAAUAUAUCCAAGCUGAUAGAUUGAGAGAAGAAGAUGUGAUUGUCCUGGACCUGCACAUCGUAGACAUUGAAGAAUACGGAUGGUUCCCUGAUGAAGUCGAUUUUUAAAUUAUUUCAUUUCUAUAAAUACAAGGAUAAUAAUUUAACUAUAAUACAUAAUUAAUAUACUGUUUGUCCUUCCCGUUCAACACUUCUAUCUUUAUGAGUCUUGUGUUUUGAUUUACCAUCUUUAGAAAAGCUUCCUUCUCGUGAAGGGCUGGAUUUUCCCUUAUCUUUUCGUUGCGAUGACGGCUUAUUCUUGUUUGUGGCAGUUUUCUUAUCUUUGGGUGUCAGUUUUGAUUUACGUCUCUCUUCAGGUUUGUCUAACCCCAUUUCCUUUUGCACUCUCUUUGACUCCUCUUCCCACCAUUUGGCAAACUCUUGUUCUUGCUGUAUUUCCAGUAAUGAUUUCUUUUCGUUCUCGCGAGCCUUGUCUUGUUCCAAUUUAAGUGAUUCAUGAAUCAUCACUUCUGUCAACGAUGGAGUUGAAUAGACACUAUUAAAUGAGGAGUCAGGAGACAUCGAAAGCGCACUGGCAAAUGUAGGUGCAGAUGUUGCUGUAGACUUUUCAGCUUUCGAAGUGCACCCUGCAGGAGUUGGAGAAAUUGACUUGGAAAAUGAAACUCUGGUAGCAGAAACUUUCUUGUUUCUAGAUGAACCCAAAAUUGGGAGCCCUUUCUCAUUUGAUGAUUGGUUUGAAGGUUCCUGUGUAGCUAUAAACCAAGGAGCUACGCUGGAUGAUUCAGGUUUGCUAGUGCUCUCUUCGGUACGCAGAGCUGCUGCUUCGGCUGCAAGUCUUUUUCUUUCCUUCUGUGAUAGUUUAACAACUGGAACCAACUUAGAUUUACUCGUUUUUGGCUUGGAAUCUACUGCCUUAUUAGUGCUGGAUAUGACUGGAAUAGACUUAUCUGAAAGGGUGGGGCUUGGGCUUGAUUGAGAUGCCCAAUUAAAUUGUGGAGCAACUUCGCCUGGAGGUUUAGUCAAUGGAGAUUUCAAUGUAUCACUAG